AUGGGACUGCAGGAGGAAUUUGAGGAGUAUGCUGAGAAGGCAAAGACCUUGCCUGAGAACACAAGCAAUGAGAACAAGCUGAUCCUCUACGGACUCUACAAGCAAGCCACUGUUGGAAAUGUGAAUACCGAUCGUCCUGGCAUAUUCUACCAGAAGGACAGGGCCAAGUGGGAUGCCUGGAAGGCUGUUGAAGGCAAAUCGAAAGAAGAGGCAAUGAGUGACUACAUCACCAAGGUGAAGCAGCUCCAGGAGGAGGCUGCCACUUCUUAA
Messenger RNA from Miscanthus lutarioriparius, 270 nucleotides. NCBI's taxonomy places the organism in Eukaryota, Viridiplantae, Streptophyta, Magnoliopsida, Poales, Poaceae. The record is from the annotation of a GenBank genome assembly.